CGUAAACAAGCGAGCCAUUUAACAAAGUCAGUAGGUUAUUAUCAUCCUGAAACUUUAGGACGAUGGUGGACGUGACAGCUGGUUUAAACAGUUUUUCUUUUGAGACCGGAUGUACAGAUGAGGAGAAAGAGUCACUUCAUCUUCGUGCUCGCGCCUUGACACUGGCAGUUAGCGGGUGUGCGCAAGCAGUGUUCCUGUGUAAAGUCGUCCAAUCACUCAGGGACUCGAUGACAUCAAAAGACGAAAGAGACCUCUGCGUGGGGAUCCUGGGGAUGGGUAACCUGGGAAGGCAGUUGCUCAGGUCCCUCAUUGAAAAGUCCUGCAUCAGUCCUUCAAAUAUUAAGAUCUCCAGUAGAAGACCAGAAUCUGCAGUGGAGCCUAUUCAGUUUGGCAUUGAAUGCUUCUUCAACAACAGCAGACUGGCAGCGUGGACAGACAUAUUGUUCCUCUGCUGUCUGCCCUCUCACCUCCCUAAAGUCUGUGCUGAUCUCCGCUCUCACCUGUCAAAGCACUGCCUGGUGUUCAGCUUUACCUCAGCUGUGCCUGUCAAGAGAUUGGCUCAUCUUCUCGGACAUGACUUCAUUCUCAAACCUCAUUAUGACUUUGUGACUGAUGGCCCUGGAGAUGGCUGCUCCCAGCUAACCACUGCUUUGAAUGACUCUUUGUUGAUAGAGGCAUCACGUCCGCUUACAAUGAGAGGUGGUCCUUCUCUGGGUCUGAACUGGGUAUGUGCUGUGUUGUACAGCCUGCUAAAUAUCUGCACAUCGGCUAACCUUGGUUCCAGUGAUGCUAUUUGUCUGAUCAACAUUAUCCUUAGAGAGAACGGGGCUCACAAUGUGGAAUUAAAUGUGCAGAAUUUAAUCAGUGCAUCAUAUGCAUCUUCUCUCCUUCCCAAAGAGCCUUUUCCCUGGAUUUCUCUCACUGAUGCUCAGACCAAGGACACCCCUCUGCAGUGCUUUCUAUCAAGCAACAAAUCCAUGCAACAAAGCAUCUCAGCAUUGUUCCAACCUCUGUUGCAAAACAGUAAAACUCUACUUACAAAUGAAAAUUAAUAUCCUUCUUCUCAGUAAGGAAAAAUCACAACCCAAAUUUCCAGGAAUUUUCAACCAUUCCAAUGUAUUAAUGUCCCUGCAAAGGAAAAUCAGAAAUAAAUCUCUAAGUAUGGUCACAGUAUUCGGCCAAACCUGUUAAUUAUUGAACUCUGCAGUUUCAGUUAGUCCCAUUGCCACAGGUGAAUAAAAACAAGCACCUAGCCAUGUAGCUUUCAUUUGCAGUGCUCAGUGACUUCAAGCAUGAUAUUGUGAUGAAUGCUGCCUUUGCAAUAAGAUGAUUCAGGAAAUGUCAUCCUUGCUGGAUUUACCACAACUAAAAGUGAUCUUAAUAGAAAGUGGAAGCAUUUAGGAACAACAACAACUCAGCUAUGAAGUGGAAGUCCACGUAAAAUGACAAAGCCAGUUAAUGACUGUUAAGAUGCAUAAAAGUCAGCAGUGCUCCUCUGAUUCCAUAGCUGAAGAGGCUUUUUUUCACAAAAGGCUGCAGUCUUUAGUAUCCUCUGCAACAGUACAUUUUACUGCAUUUAAAUUAAAACAAUCCACGAAUAAAAUUAAUGCGUGUAUUGUUGCCAUUUCAGAAGAACCUUC
Molecule: messenger RNA, 1640 nt
Organism: Cheilinus undulatus (humphead wrasse)
Lineage: Eukaryota; Metazoa; Chordata; Actinopteri; Labriformes; Labridae
Gene: noxred1
Product: NADP-dependent oxidoreductase domain containing 1
Exons: 6
Coding region: 63-1052 (329 amino acids)
Biological process (GO): L-proline biosynthetic process
Molecular function (GO): pyrroline-5-carboxylate reductase activity
Source: RefSeq, a predicted model, not a curated record